Messenger RNA from Osmerus eperlanus (European smelt), 963 nucleotides. RefSeq names its product proteasome subunit alpha type-2-like. The transcript has 8 exons. Bases 86 to 790 code for a protein of 234 amino acids. Gene Ontology annotation, cellular component: proteasome core complex, alpha-subunit complex; proteasome core complex. The record is from RefSeq and is a predicted model, not a curated record. Lineage: Eukaryota; Metazoa; Chordata; Actinopteri; Osmeriformes; Osmeridae. Gene Ontology annotation, biological process: ubiquitin-dependent protein catabolic process; proteasomal protein catabolic process.
AAACCACAUGACAGGCGAGCUACCGUUUAGACGGUACUUCCGCUACAGCGGUCCGUCACACUAACGUUUCCCGUGGACAUCAACAAUGGCAGAACGAGGAUAUAGUUUCUCUCUCACUACAUUCAGUCCCUCGGGGAAGCUGGUCCAAAUUGAAUAUGCACUAGCGGCUGUUGCAGCGGGGGCGCCGUCCGUGGGAAUCAAAGCUUCCAACGGCGUCGUCUUGGCAACGGAGAAAAAACAGAAGUCCAUCUUGUACGAUGAGCAGAGCGUGCACAAGGUGGAGGCGAUUACCAAACACAUCGGUAUGGUGUACAGCGGCAUGGGACCAGACUACAGGGUGCUGGUGCGGCGAGCCAGGAAGUUGGCGCAGCAGUACUUCCUGGUUUACCAGGAGCCAAUCCCCACAGCCCAGCUGGUCCAGAGGGUCGCCUCCGUCAUGCAGGAGUACACACAGUCAGGAGGUGUGAGGCCGUUCGGUGUGUCCUUGCUGAUUGCCGGCUGGGAUGAAGACAGACCCCACCUCUUCCAGUCCGACCCCUCUGGGGCUUACUUCGCAUGGAAGGCCACAGCCAUGGGGAAGAACUACGUUAACGGCAAGACCUUCCUAGAGAAGAGGUACAAUGAGGAUUUGGAGUUGGAGGAUGCCAUCCACACGGCCAUCCUCACUCUCAAGGAGAGCUUCGAGGGUCAGAUGACAGAGGACAACAUCGAGGUGGGGAUCUGCGACCAGGGAGGCUUCCGGAGACUCACCCCCGCCGAGGUGAAGGACUACCUGGCCGCUAUCGCCUGACCCCCCCCGGCCUGGCUCCUCCAUCGUUCACUUUGUUUGGUUUUUGCAACAAAAAAUAAAUACAUUGAAGCGACUGUAUUUUUGUCAUACAUGAGAACAUUUUUAUUUGUAUUUCUCCCCUUCAGUCCCCUCCUCCUUCCAUGAGUUACACUCAAUAAAAACCUGAAAGGGAA